GGGAAUUGGGAAAAGAAAACAAACAAGACAUCUGUCCGUCGCUCUCAUUGUUUGCUGUGUCCAGUUUCUCACAGGUCACUAUGCCCCUUUUCACAGCAGAUGGGAGACACAGAGAGAGAGAGAGAGGAAGGAAAACAAGAAAUGAAAACAGGAGGGAAGAUUUAUAUCAGAACCCCACUGUUAGGAUUCUCCAUCAUUGCCACAGCAACUGGGUACCUGGCAACGGGAUACACAAUGCUCAAUGUCAACAGUGACCCAGAGCGAGGGAGGAGAAGGAGAGGUGGAGAAGAAGAGGGGUAGCUAGGGAACAGAAUGAGUGAAGGAGAAAGCUUUUAGAAAUGUGUGGGAGAAAGAUUUUGGUCGCAUCCCUGAGAACAAAGAGUGAGAGAAGAGGGCCUUUAAACAUGGACAGUAUAUUUAUUUGCAGUAAGAAUGCCUUUAUUAACCCCCGGGAGCCGUGUGGAGUACAGGUUUAUGAUGGAUGGCUGUGGAUGGAGGUGCUUUCUUCAGCUCCCGGGGUCUGAAGAAAUUGAUCGCACUCACUGCCAUUAUAAAUCCAGGAUGCGUCAGGAUAUUUAUUAAUAUAUCUCCGAUUGUGUUCAUCAGAAAGAAGAAAGUCAUAUCCACCUAGGAUGGCUUGAGGACCCGGACCAAGAUCCUUUUUAAGAGCAUUCGGCCCGCUGUAAUGCAGCUAAGUGAAAGCGAACUGCUGCAGAGGGAUGGAUAUGAUGGAGAAAUAGGAAGACACAGGACCGUGCCCUCGUUCAUUUUUCUGGACGGCGUUACAGAAAAACACCACCUCUGUCAUCUGCUCCAUUCACCCGACACCCUUGUUCUUGACUUGGGAUCGCCCUGAGGGUCGGCCGCCCGGUUUGCUUCGUCUCGCCGGAAAAUCCUAGAGCCUCUGCCUGGAAACAUCUGAGACAGAGAACAGAUGGCGCUGUGAUUUCUGACAAUUGUGAACAUGUUUUCCCCCCAACUGUGUCUGUGUGUGUUUGUGCUCUUUUAGCUAUCCAGACCUCUGCUCCUGUAGACUAUACACCCUUGGGUGUGUAUUUGUAUGAAUGUGAGAGUGACAAAGAAAGGGGAGAGACGGAGGAAAUGCAUGUGUUUAUGUUCUUUUCAGGCCUACUUGCUGCUGUGGGUCAGACCCAUGGAGUCAUCAUGGAUAAAAAGCACUGGGAAACGCGCCACAGGUCCGUCACUCAACGCACUCGGAUCCAAAUGAGUACAACAGAGUGUUGACAGAUCUUCUCUUUUAACGCUGAUCUCAGAGCAGUAUUCCAGAAUCCCUUAUUAUGAUGAGAAUUUCAAUGCAGAUGAGAGCGACUGCUCUGAAACCAGCACAUAUGGGAGACUAAGCGUGAAACGGCACCCGGCGGGGCCCACGGGUCAGGGAUGAUGAUGAACUGAUGGAACGCAUGAAGGAGCUGAACUGUUUGUCCUGAAAUGGCUCCAACAUAUAAAAGACCCUGCAGUAAAGACCUGCAAUGCUGCCCAUUUCUCCUGUUCCUCUCCUGUUUCUACUACUGUUGGCUCUGCAGAGCGUCUGGUCAUCUACUCCACAGGAACCGAAAGUUCAAGGCUCGCCUCAGCCAGAAAUCUCCAGCUUACAUCUCCCCACCUGGAGCCUGGGACUGCAGCUGUACAGGUCGCUCCGCACUGACGGUUCCAAGACCAACACCUUCAUCUCCCCGCUUCUGUUGGCCAACUCUCUGCUGGCUGUAGGAGGUGGAGCUAAUGGAUCCACAGCAGGCCAGUUUCAUGAUCUUCUGAGGAUCACCAAAAAUGAAAAGGCAGUUGGAGAAGCUUUGACCAGGGCACUGAAAUCUGUUUUUGAAGCUAAUGGAACCAGCUACACAUUGCACAGUUCCUCCGCACUGUUUUCCAAACAAGCCCCUGAACUGGAGAAGAGCUUUCUGGAGAAGCUCCAGACCCACUUUGGGUUGCAGCAUGUGGCCCUGGAGGAUGCACAGAAACAGACUGACAUGGAGAAGCUCCAGUCCUGGGCUAAAAGUGGGAUGGAUGGGGAAGAGACAGCAGCUCUGGAACAGGCACUGGAGACCAAACCUGGAGCCAUGAUUCUAGCCAAUGCACUGCACUUUAAAGGAUUUUGGGAUCGAGGCUUUUACCACGAGAACCAAGAUUUACGCAGCUUCCUGGGUACCAAAUACACUAAAGUUCCCAUGAUGCACAGAUCAGGUGUAUAUCGUCACUACGAGGACAUGGAGAACAUGGUACAGGUGUUGGAACUGGGCCUGUGGGAAGGGAAGGCCAGCAUGGUGCUGCUUUUGCCCUUCCACGUGGAGCGUUUGGCUCGGCUGGACCGUUUGCUGACCCUGGAUCAGGUGGAGAAGUGGCUGGGGAAACUAAACUCCACAAGUAUGGCAUUAUCCCUCCCGAGAACCAAGAUGAGCAGCAUGGUCAAUCUACAGAAGCAGCUGGCCACAUUGGGCCUGGUAGACGCAUGGAACGAGACGUCAGCUGAUUUCUCCUCCGCAUCAAGCAUGGGACAGGGGAAGCUCCACUUGGGAGCCGUGCUGCACUGGACGUCGCUUGAACUGGCCCCUGAGUCUGGCAGCAUCGACGAUAUGCAUGAGGAUGAGGAAGUGGAGAAGCCAAAAAUCUUCUAUGCGGAUCAUUCCUUCAUUAUACUAGUCAGGGACAACAGCACUGGUGCAUUGCUCAUGAUAGGUGCUCUGGACCACACUGACGGCCCUGCAAUUCACGACGAGCUGUAGAGCCAAAAUACUUCACCCUCUGGCGCUGACAGUCAGCUGAAGUGCCAAAAUGGCUGACCUGCAGGUAUUGACAAUAAACUGACCCACUUAUCCACUGCAAAGCCACUGUCUUUCAUCUGUUGUUCUUGUGUUACGCUUUAGUUGUUUUACAGAUAUGAAAGAGCUUAGGAUAGGAUGUAAUUAAACUGAUGUGUAGGCCAGCACAGAAUCCACAGAAUUAUUCCUCAGGUUUCGACAGAAUUUGAAUGUCUUUUAUUCACGUCCUAUGCAUCCCUUCAAAUUGUAUUUUUGUUUAUUAAAUAUUAGGGUUCAUUUGAAAAAGCUUUCAGCAGCUAUUAUGAGCGAAAGUCACAGAUCUGUUAGAAGAGAGUCGCACAACAGGUUAGAGAUUUUUAAUUGAUCAAAAUCUAGAUUUUAAUUGUUCAUGCUAAUUUCUGUAUAUUUUUAUAACCCUUGCUUUCAUCUAGCAUUCACUUAUAAUACUGUUAAAUAUAUAUUUUUAAUCAGAUCUCUAAAUGAAUUAUAGUUUCAAUAAUACUUUUAAUUAUUAGUAAUUGCCUAAAGGGAUGGCUAAAUUCUUGUAGCAUUUAAAAUUGAAUUGUGUUUUUGUUUUGUUUUUCAUUUUUGCAUAAAUUUGUUUUAAUUUGAAAUUUCUUUUUAUCAGUUAUCAGCUAUAACGUUAAAAUAAUUAUCUGCUUAUCAGUAUAGGUGAAAAUAUCAUGCAUUCCUAGUUUGCAGCUUAGUAUAUGAAAACUAAUGGUGCAACUGCACAAACUGAAAGUUUAUAAAAUGCAUUUUUUUAUUAUGCAGUUUUUUAAUAUGUAGUCAAGGCUUUAUUCAAGCUAACACACAAAAAAAGGCAGACUUGAUACUGAAACAUCAACUAUAAACAAAGUAUCUUCUUGCCUAUUUUGUGUGUGUCCCUCAACAAUGAUGUUUGAUUAAAUUUGAAUUUAAGGAUGCUGUAUA
This is a messenger RNA of Megalobrama amblycephala (Wuchang bream), 3710 nucleotides long. RefSeq names its product serine (or cysteine) peptidase inhibitor, clade H, member 2 (gene serpinh2). Gene Ontology annotation, molecular function: serine-type endopeptidase inhibitor activity. The record is from RefSeq and is a predicted model, not a curated record. The coding region runs from base 1491 to 2741 and encodes 416 amino acids. Gene Ontology annotation, biological process: collagen fibril organization; negative regulation of endopeptidase activity. The transcript is spliced from 10 exons. Gene Ontology annotation, cellular component: endoplasmic reticulum. NCBI's taxonomy places the organism in Eukaryota, Metazoa, Chordata, Actinopteri, Cypriniformes, Xenocyprididae.